AUGGCAGAAGCAAUCCUUACUGAUCUUGCAACCAAAAUCUUAGAGGGUUUGGGCUCUCUCCUUAUCCAAGAGAUUGGACUAGCAUCAGGAGUGAAAAAGGAAUUGAGUAAGCUGAAGGACUCUUUAUCCACAAUCAAUGCCAUAUUGUUGGAUGCAGAGACGAAGGGUUCAAUGAGCCAUGCGGUGAGAGAUUGGUUGAGAAAGCUUAAAGAAGUAGCUUACGAUGCUGAAGAUGUAUUGGAUGAAUUUGCAACAGAAAUCUUGCGACAGAAAGUGGAGUUUCGAAACAACAACAUGGUAGUAAAACAGGAUGAUGAGGUAGCUAAAUUUCAGUUUAAAACUCAAAGUGUGGGUAUGAACAUGGAUGAUGACAAUACUAGGAGGCAUACCGACUCUUUUGUAAUUGAAUCUGAGGUCUUGGGUAGAGACAAAGAUAGAGAAAAACUAGUAAAAUUAUUGUUAACUUCUUCUUCAUCAGGAGGAGGCAGCAGCAAUAAUGAUGGAGAAGUGAAUAAUAAUGUGAUGGUGAUUCCCAUAAUUGGGAUUGGGGGUUUAGGGAAGACAACACUUGCUCAGUGUGUGUACAAUGAUGAAAGGGUGAAGACUCAUUUUGAGUUGCGGAUGUGGGAAUGUGUCUCAUUUGAUUUUAAAACUUUGACAAAUAAAGCAGGGUCGGAAUUUCGGGUAAAACUAUCGGGAAAGAGAUAUCUGCUUGUCCUGGAUGACGUUUGGAAUGAACAUCCUGGUGAAUGGGAGAAUUUAAGAAAAUUCUUAAUAGGCGGGGCAAGUGGAAGUAUGAUAUUGGUAACCACCCGGAGUCAGGUGGUUGCAUCAAUCAUGCAACCAUAUAAAAAUCAUCACUACAUUUUGGAAGGGUUAAAUGAAAAUGAUUGUGAAUCAUUAUUCAAUAAAAGGGCAUUUGGGAUUAGAAAUGAAGAAAUAAACCAUCCUGAGCUAGUGGGGAUAGGGAAGGAAAUAGUGAGAAAGUGUGGAGGAAUGCCUUUGGCUGCAAAGACACUUGGGAGUUUGUUGUGCCAUACAAGAAAUAAAAAGGAUUGGUGGGAUGUCCUAGACACGGAAAUUUGGAAACUAGAUGAUGAACAUCAGGAAAUCCUACCUGCUCUAAGGAUAAGCUACAACCAUUUGCCAUCCCACUUGAAGCAAUGCUUUGCUUAUUGUUCUAUGUUCCCACAAGAUCAUUUAAUAGAUGUUCCUGAUUUGAUCCAUCAAUGGAUGGCACAUGGGUUCAUCAAACCAUCACCACCACCUACUAGAUCAGGAUCAGGAUCAGGAUCAGGAUCAAGUAGUACACAAUUAGCAAGAAGGUCAUUAGAGGACAUUGGGAAUAGGUAUUUCAGGGAAUUAUUAUGGAGAUCAUUCUUUCAAGAGGUAGAAGAAGAUGAUUUUGGCAACAUUGAGUCUUGCAAAAUGCAUGACCUGGUUCAUAAUCUUGCUCGAUGGGUCGCAGGGACGGAGUACUACUCCUCCUCCUCAUCAUCUUCUUCUUCUUCUAAUAUUAAUUCUGAUCAGCCGGGAGUCAGAAGACACAUGGUGUUUAAUGUUGAGGAGGAGGGUGACACAUUAAAUCCUCGAAAUCUUCUGAUGAUGCUCUCUGACAAGCCCCAGAAGUUGCGGACACUUUAUUUGGAAGGUCAUGAUGAGUUGGGAAUUAGAACAGGAUUCAUCGUCUCACCUUUGCGAGGCUUGCGCGUGUUAGAUUUAAGUGAGUUAGGAAUCAAACAUGUGUCGAGUUGCAUAGGUUACCAGCUGCAACAAUUAAGGAGUGGCCCAGAUCAUCAGAUAUGA
This is a messenger RNA of Telopea speciosissima, 1806 nucleotides long. Its product is annotated as disease resistance protein RGA2-like. Gene Ontology annotation, molecular function: ADP binding. The record is from RefSeq and is a predicted model, not a curated record. The transcript has 3 exons. NCBI's taxonomy places the organism in Eukaryota, Viridiplantae, Streptophyta, Magnoliopsida, Proteales, Proteaceae. Bases 1 to 1806 code for a protein of 601 amino acids. Gene Ontology annotation, biological process: defense response to other organism.